GGGAAAUAUUCCCAGGGGCCAUUACACUGAAAUCAUUUUACAGCGAUAGUGUUCUAAAUGUAAACUCUCUGCAGUAUGAAGAAAUGCUCCAAAAUAUAACAGACUUUUUUAAGGAUGCCUUCAAAGGUUUAACAAGCUUUAGGCAGACUGUCAUUGUGGAAGUUCAACUUGAAAAAAAAGACAGAUCUUCUUUUCCGACAAGUGUAACAGUGAUAAACCUGUUUACGGAGAACUCAGGUGUAGAAAAUGAGACAGUUAGUUCUGCAAUAAACAGAGCACAGGAAACUUCAUCCUAUGUCUCUCAGUACAGAGCUACAAGCUAUUGUGCUGCUUUUAACUGUCAUGCUAACACCACAGAGUGCUAUGAAAGUAUGUUUCCAAAAUGCAUAUGCAAAAAAGAUUACUCAAAAACAGCCUGGGAUGAUCGUUCUUGUUCAGAUUGCAGUAAAGACUGUUCUAAAGAAAAAAACAAGUACUGUGCAAAAGAAGAAGGGGUUCCAAUAUGCAAAUGCUUGCCUAACUUUGAAAAGAAGAAAGAAAAAUGUGUACCUUGUCCAGUGGGCUACUCCGGAGAGAACUGCAAGAACAAUAGUGAACUCAUCCUUAUAAUUGUGGGUACAGUGUUUGGAGCAACUAUCCUGAGUUUAGUGAUAGCAGUCUCUAUUGUUUCAAUAAGAGCCAAACACAAACAAGAUCCAGAGAAGAAGAGCCUGAUUAAGUCAGGAUAUUCCAAGCAAAAUACCUCUGAUGAUAGACAGCCCACCAUGUUCCCCAGAGUCCAGACCACUUCUGGCCAUGCGAAUCCAGGAUAUCAGCCAAACAACCCAUAUGAGAUGCGCUCCUCAAAUAGGGGUCAUUUUCUGGAGCAGGAUUAUGAUGAUGUGUAUGAAAUAUCACGGGAGCCCGAGGGCUUUAGGAUGCAGAACAGAUACUAA
Molecule: messenger RNA, 935 nt
Organism: Eurypyga helias (sunbittern)
Lineage: Eukaryota; Metazoa; Chordata; Aves; Eurypygiformes; Eurypygidae
Gene: MUC13
Product: mucin 13, cell surface associated
Exons: 9
Source: RefSeq, a predicted model, not a curated record